Molecule: messenger RNA, 782 nt
Organism: Ipomoea triloba (trilobed morning glory)
Lineage: Eukaryota; Viridiplantae; Streptophyta; Magnoliopsida; Solanales; Convolvulaceae
Product: 16 kDa phloem protein 1
Exons: 5
Coding region: 153-620 (155 amino acids)
Source: RefSeq, a predicted model, not a curated record
ACGUUAAUCUCACGUUAACGUAAGUACACAGCCUACCUGUACUAGAAAACAACUGGCUAGCUAGCUAGAGAGACUGCAAAAACAUCUACAUAUAUAUACAUACAGCUUUCGUUUUGAAUUCUUGAAAGAAAAGAGAGAGAUCAGAGGGAGAGAUGUCGACGGUCGUGGGAACGAUGGAGGUGACGCUGGUCAACGCUCGAGGUCUCAAAAACAAUGAGUUCUUGGGUGGGGGUAUUGAUCCGUAUGUUUUGAUUCAGUAUAGAGGCCAAGAGCACAAGAGUUCUAUUGCUCGAGGAGAAGGCAGUAACCCAACAUGGAAUGAGAAGUUCAAUUUCAGGGUGGAAUUUCCAGUUGCAGAUGAUGAGUACAAGCUUCUCCUCAACAUUAUGGAUCAUGACACCUUCUCCGAGGAUGACUAUCUUGGACAAACCACGGUUCACUUGAAGGAGGUGUUUGAGUUGGGGAUUGAGAAUGGGACAUAUGAACUUCAUCCUCACAAGUAUUCUGUGGUUGGCAGUGAUCAAUCUUUUUGUGGAGAAAUUCAAGUCGCUAUUUCUUUUUCUCCAAAGGGAUCGGUUGAUACAGAGGAAUAUGGUGGAUGGAAGGAAAGCGACUAUUAACUCCAUAGUUAACAAGUAAUUGAAGUUGUUUUAAUUUGGGUGUGAUCAAACUUUUUUUUUUUUUAAUGGUUGUAUUGAGUUCCUUUUUCCUUUUACUUGUAAUUAUAAAUUGUAAAUGAUGUCAUUUUAAUUGCUUGUUGAGAUUGAAUUUCUCUCUUCCUC